This is a messenger RNA of Siniperca chuatsi (mandarin fish), 2534 nucleotides long. RefSeq lists its product as uncharacterized. Gene Ontology annotation, cellular component: nucleus. Gene Ontology annotation, biological process: regulation of DNA-templated transcription; spermatogenesis. Lineage: Eukaryota; Metazoa; Chordata; Actinopteri; Centrarchiformes; Sinipercidae. Gene Ontology annotation, molecular function: RNA polymerase II cis-regulatory region sequence-specific DNA binding; protein dimerization activity; DNA-binding transcription factor activity, RNA polymerase II-specific. The record is from RefSeq and is a predicted model, not a curated record. Bases 147 to 1352 code for a protein of 401 amino acids. The transcript is spliced from 6 exons.
UGUCUUCCUAUCUGGCCUGUUUUGAGGCCAAUUCACACAGGUGUAGGUGAUGUAUGUAAUUAAUUGGCACACCCCAAGCGCGUGGAUAAGCUGAUGAGCGGCAGAAGGACACGUUCCACACGGGAACUAAUAAACAUCACUUAACUAUGAGCAGAAGACCACCUAAUGGGUCCAAGGAUGAUCUUAAUGAUGACCCUACUAGAGGGAAGUAUUACCCCUCUACUGAAAAGGAAAGUGAGCUCCAGGCUUCUCUUCAUUCUCGCAAGGAACAGAAACGGAGGCUUCAAAUCAGAACAUCUUGUCGACGCUUGUGUGACCUUCUGCCCUUUGUCAAUGGUCAAUUAGACACAGCAACCACACUAGAGCUCACUGCAAGGUACAUGAGCUACCUGAAGGAGACUCUGCCUCCAAACAUUCUGUCUAAAGUUAAUAAAGCAGUUGAGGAGAAUGUGAGCAGUUCAUGCAAAAAUGUACAGAGAUCACAAAAGAAACGAAGAACAGUCAGGCUACAGAGGAAUACUUUUCAGAGAGCAAAGCCAGGUGCUAAGAAAUCAACUGAGGAUCAUGUCCCAAGAAGAUGCACUCAGCAGAAGAUCUGUAAACAGGUAAAUCAGCCAUCUAUCACAAUAACCAAUCCUCUGACAAUGGAUCAGACGCUUCCUCCAGGUGACGGCCCGACCACAGUGCAUGCCCCGAUACUGUUGGACAAAUCGGCUGUUCCCCGGGGACAAAUGCUGCCAGUAUGCCAGGAUCAAUUUCUCCCUGCCUCAUUUCAGUCUGUGGAAAAUAACUGGAUGAACCCGACCUCUGCAUUUAUGAAUCCCACUUCUUGUGCUUUCACAUCAGCAAUGAUCAGCCGCACUUUUUUACCAAAGAUGGGACCUCACCCAUCUUCAAGCCAUGUGUUAUGGGAUGUCACUCCUAGCCUGGUGGAUCCUGUUGCUUUCACAUCAGGGAAUUUUGGCCAAGCCUACAGCCCACCUGAACAGACUACGGUAACAAACUUCAUCGUACCCCCGGUAGAACAAUGUCAGAUUGAUUCACCUCUGGUUGGCUCAACUGACAGUAUUUCAUCUGUCGAUUUUACAAACCAACCACUCGUCCCAAGUGCAACUUCAAGUUCUCAUGACCUGACACCUGAGAAUGGAAAUCAGCCAGUGUCAGAUGCUCUGUGUGAUUUAAGACUCCUCCAGGAGAAUGACCUUUGUAGCAGUAGCCCUUUGACAGACAGUCCACAGGAUGUGGUCAGUCCAUUUUGGUUGGAUUUGCUGUUGGAUACCAAUGGUAACUUGUGCUUCCCGGAUGCUAAUCUCGUAAACAUUGUUCUUUCCCCUUACACGGGGUCUAACUAAGCAUAUGGUAACUAUAUGUCACUGAUAUGCUGAAUAUAUACAGCAUAUUUGCUUUGUUUUGAUUGGCCAAAUAUUUCAGAAAUGUAGAUAUUGGUUAGUUUUUAUUUUAUGUUGAUCUAUAAUGCAUAUGUGAAAGAUAUGUAGGCAGUUGAUGGGUUGUCUGAGUCUUUCUCUCAUGUAUAACUGAGCUAGAGCUGCUUUAUUGUGAUUUGCUUUAGGGGGUCUACAUACAGUAACUCGGCAUGCAAUACAUGUCUAUAUACCGUAGGUCUUCAUUACGGCCAACAAAUUAGUUAGCUCAUAGGGACAAAGUAUAUGAGGGCUGUGUGCAGCAUAGUACACAGACCUCAAUAUAUGCAUUUUCAAAUAGUAAAAGGGCUCACAGUUUUUCACCUUUUUGUUGUUUAAAAAGUUACAGAUGGCACUUCUGAUUAUUUUUAGUACAUCUUUUAUUUUUCAAUAGAACACUGUAAGAAUUAUGGUAGCUGUGCGUUCCUUCAAUUUCUCAGGUAAAUAAAGCAGAUCAGUCAUAUUUUAUUGUAUUCUAAAAUUACUACUUUAAAUAUGGCCAAUCCAUAUAAGUGGAUUAUUUGUGUUACAUAAAUUGGAAACUACUGGAGGAUUGUUGUUUUUGUCUUGCAGUUAAAUAAAAUGCUGUCUUCAAUACUUCUGUCAGUUCAGUUAUGAAUAAUAAACUCAAAUAUAGCCAAUGUUUAUCUCUGAAAUGAAGGAGUGUUAGUUUUGAAUAAAUGUGCAAUCAAACCCACAUUUGAAUCUUACAAUCAAAUACUUUCAGGAUUUUAAUAACAUGAAUUUAUAUGAGUGAAAUUCAACUGACUCAGAAGCACAAAAAAUCCCAUAAAGCCUCCCUAAAAAUAAUGGAAUAAUUUAUAAACAUACUGAUUUGAAUUUCUGAAUUCUUUCUAAAAUAUUUUCCAUUCUUAAUUUCUGAAAUUUAACUCUUUCACACUUGGUACAGAGUGAUUACUCUAACCCUGGUUGGACAAGAAAUGUUGCUGUUCCUAUUUAUAAGAAAAAGAAUUUACAGAAUAAACCAUCAGUAUGAUAAAAAUACUGUGGUAAUUAACAUGUGGUAAAACAUACAGCCACUAGAUGGAGGUAUUAAGCUGACAGAUUCAAGAUAGUCUUUACUGGAUUUAAACUGAAUAAAACUGCUCAAAU